Molecule: messenger RNA, 1793 nt
Organism: Ctenopharyngodon idella (grass carp)
Lineage: Eukaryota; Metazoa; Chordata; Actinopteri; Cypriniformes; Xenocyprididae
Product: potassium voltage-gated channel subfamily H member 6-like
Exons: 6
Coding region: 208-1299 (363 amino acids)
Source: RefSeq, a predicted model, not a curated record
UAAACCUGAGCAAACAGCUUUCUGAUCCAUUGACGGUUUGAGACAUAAUAUAAACUGCUUCCUGUUUCAUGUACAGGAAAGAACGACAUCUUUGGCGAGCCCAUAAAUCUGUAUGCAGAUCCUGGUCGCUGUAAUGCUGAUGUUACUGCACUUACCUACUGUGACCUUCAUCGUAUCCAAAGAGACGACAUUCUGGAGGUGCUGGACAUGUACCCUGCAUUUGGAGAGAGCUUUUGGAGGAAACUAGAAAUCACCUUUAACCUACGAGACGCUGAACAGAUGAUGGCAAGUGAAAAUUUGGACUGCGGUUACCAUGCAAGCCGCAUACGACACAGACGAAACUCACUAGACAGGCGCAACAAGCCAGAUGGAAUGGACCAGAAUGACUCAUACCCAUCUCGGACGUGUUCGACCCUGGGUCGUCACCAUUCUCUAACCACUCACAUGCACUGGGAGGAGCUGUGCAGCUGUGCAAGCUCCACAUUGCAGUCCAGUGAAAACCUCAGCAAGUCUCCCAUCAGCCACUGUGAGCUUUAUACUUCUGAGGCAGACCAUCUGGACUACCCCUCUCCUGUUGUGAGAUUAAUACCACAGAGUGGUGCCUCUGGGAACAGCGGAGAGCCUAGCAUGGAUAUGGGGCACUUGGAUUCUCCUCCAUCUGGAUUGUACCAUUACUGGCCUGACCACCAGGCAGCUCAUUUUGCUGAACAGUCUCGGUGCUUUUCGUCUGUCCAGACAUCAUUUCCUCCACCGCUCUUUGCAGAUUAUCAUCCCAGUGAACUUGAGUCCAGACUGGAGCUCCUGCAGAGCCAGCUUAAGAGGCUAGAGACAAGAAUGACAGCAGACAUCAAUGUGAUCCUUCAGCUUCUCCAGCGACAGAUUGCCCCCGUGCCUCCAGCAUAUAGCACGGUAUUACCUGACAACCACAUUCCUGACCCUGCUACACUGUAUGGAAGCAGCACACCAGUACUUCACAGCAUGUUCCCCAUUCCAAAUAUACAAGUGGAGAGUAGAAGCACUACCAUUCAGAGUUCAACCCAGCCAGAAUCCAUGAUCCAGUCAAAUUCCCAGGGUUCUCUGUCCAGUGGGGUCCACAUGGGAGCUGCGUCAGAUGACUGUGAGCCUGAUAAACUAGAAACUAAUGCUGUUUCAACUCCAGCGCUUAAGCCCGUUUUUAUAGAUGCACCGCGGCUCUGUGCGUCUCUCCGCUUUCCCUCAUUACCUGGCAACCUGAACACUUCAUCACACCCGGAAGACAUUCAAAAACACAUGUCCGAUCCUUCCUUGCCAGUCAGCUAAAAUCACAACACGUCAUCAACCGGCUUAUCAUAACAGAACAAUGAGCACACAUCAAAACUCAAUCAAUAAAUACCCUGCUGAUGUCACCAGCUUAUGUUGUGUUGUGGAUGCUAGGAAGACCGUGCAAUUCCAUCAUCUUGGUUAACAAAUGUUGCUGGCCACCAGUUAGGACAGCCCCAAACUAGCACUAGUAACUAGCAUGAACACGCAAACUGGUAUUUUCAGCAGAGAACAAAAGCACAAAAUAAUAAGCCACAGUUGUGAGUAGGAUCUCAAACCUCAAGGUGAAUGUCAGUGAUCAUCUGAAAAAUCUUUUUGUUGUACAUGGACAUCAGUGACAUGUUCUUCAAGCAGUGAGACUCAGGGAAGAGUCACAAUUGUCGACAAACCUUUGGAAUGAUAAACCUAACCAAAGAAUGUCUCUAUGUCUGGAAAUGUAUGUUUUGUGUAUUUACUGUUUGUAAUUAAAACAAUGUUCAAUAAAAAUAUAAUAA